AAUUCAGUUGCAAUUACUAUAAUUAGUACUAACUACUACUGUCACACUGUGACUGUCAGGGAAUUAAAAUUUUCAGUUGGGAGUUGAGUGAAUGCAAAAAGAGUUUAGUUGUUCCUUGAUAAUGAAAGCAAUCCACUCAUUAGGAAUGAAUAAAUUUCCAUACCAGGUUUUGUUACAGAACCUAUACAUGUGUUUCAAACUUUUGUAGUUUUUUUAGUACUGGAAUAUAGUCUAUAGCUGCUGCAACUAAGAUGGCUGCUAACAAAGGACCUCAAAUUAUUGAUUUAUCAAAGUUAAACUUAGAACAGCUUACUGCCUUGAAAAACCAGCAAGACCAGGAGCUGCAAUUCUUCAAUGAAUCACUGCAACAACUAAAAAUGGCCCAAUUGAAAUUUAGUGAAUCAGGAACUUGUGUAGAGAAGCUGACUCCUGAUAAAGCUGGUGCUGAAAUUUUAGUGCCUCUCACCAGCUGCAUGUAUGUGCCUGGCAAGAUUGCUGAUGUAAACAAACUGUUGAUCAAUGUUGGAACUGGUUACUAUGUUGAAAAGGAUUCAGCAGGGGCGUGCUCAUAUUUUCAACGGAAAGUGAAGUUUGUUACGGAACAGAUGGAAAAAAUACAAAAAAUUGCUGCUGAGAAAACCAAGCUAAGAGAAAUUGUGAUGGACAUCAUGGAAGUGAAGGUGAAUGAACAACUGAGUAUGCUUCAGCAACAGAAGGCAGCCGCCGGCGCUGCUAAAGCUUGAUAUCUGCCUCUAGUUACCGGGAUAACUCGUUUUUCCCUGUUGUUUCUCAUUUAAGUCUUCGUAUAUUUUUCUUGAAUCGUGAAUGUGCCACUUUACUACUACAUCUUACUUCUACUGUUUCACUAUUCCGUGGAACCUAAUCUCUGUAUUUUGUUCGCAAGCAGUUGAUAUGUUAUUGUCUUGCAAACUCCGGGUCGAUAAAAACCUGCUGCUUUCUUACUCUUUAACUUUUAUCUCUGCUCAAUAUUGCUUAUCCAGAUUUCUUUCAAGUGCUUCAUUUAACGUGACACCGCAAGAAGAUUAGGUUACUCUCCUUUAAUGGAGUUUGUUUGACACUAAUACUUGUGUGACUUAUAAUUUGAGGAUCAAAUUCUUACUAAAGAGAUGGCAAUGAGCAUCGUGUGCAGGUUAUAUUUUCCAAUUAUACUAAAACUAGGCAGACUGACGAUUUAACUGCGGCCUAGUCUAUAGUUUUUUCGUACUGAUUUUUCGUACUUUUCACUUAUUUUUAUAGUUCUUAUUAUAUUUCUGUUACAAUGGCUAAACUUAUAUUUAUCGGUGAUGGUUGUUGCCCAUAAGAACCGUUCUAGAGUUCAUGGUUGAGACAACUGCAUCAAGCUUGCCACCAAUACUCAGUUGUUGAGGCUGUAAUAUCAAAACUUGCUUCUUAAGUACACAUAGUGGCCGAUUACCGGUAUCUGAUUGGUUGAUUUAGCGUGAAAAGCUGUCCACUGUUUGUCUGUCGGAAGUACGAACUGAAAUAUUUUUUAUCUAGCACAAUCCUUGAUUAAGUACCGAACCAACAUGGACUCCUCAUAUUUGUUCCCUAGAGACUCGACGAUCCAAUCUCAACUAUCUGAAUUUCAAGCUAACUAAUAAACACGGUAAAGUUGA
This is a messenger RNA of Hyalella azteca, 1637 nucleotides long. RefSeq names its product prefoldin subunit 5 (gene Pfdn5). The record is from RefSeq and is a predicted model, not a curated record. Gene Ontology annotation, cellular component: prefoldin complex; cytoplasm. Gene Ontology annotation, biological process: protein folding; regulation of DNA-templated transcription. NCBI's taxonomy places the organism in Eukaryota, Metazoa, Arthropoda, Malacostraca, Amphipoda, Hyalellidae. The coding region runs from base 252 to 743 and encodes 163 amino acids. The transcript has 5 exons.